This is a messenger RNA of Phragmites australis (common reed), 1832 nucleotides long. Its product is annotated as probable beta-1,3-galactosyltransferase 12. The record is from RefSeq and is a predicted model, not a curated record. NCBI's taxonomy places the organism in Eukaryota, Viridiplantae, Streptophyta, Magnoliopsida, Poales, Poaceae. Gene Ontology annotation, cellular component: Golgi membrane. Bases 95 to 1240 code for a protein of 381 amino acids. Gene Ontology annotation, molecular function: hexosyltransferase activity. The transcript is spliced from 7 exons.
UGCUCAGACAGACCGUAAGAUCAGAUCAAACCAACUCAACCUCCUCUACCUCCUACCCCUCUCUCUCUCUCUCUCUUCUAGAACGAACAACCCAAUGCCGCUCCACCACCCCAAGCACCGCCACCGCGACGACAACCUCCUCCCCUACCGCCGCGACGACGACGAGGCCAAGCCGCGCCGCCCCUACACCCCUACCGCGGCUCCGACGACGAGGCCAAGCCCCUCCUCCGCCAACACCUCCGCCUCCGCCCACCGCCUCCUCCUCCUCUUCGCCGCCGCCUGCUUCCUCCUCGCCGCCGCCUCCCUCGCCUUCGCGGUAUCCGCCCGCCGCCGCCCGCCCCCGCCGCAGCCGCCCCCUAUCGCCUUCCGCUGCGGCCGCGCCGAGGAUUCGCUCCGCUCGUUCCUUGCCUCCUCCUCGCACCGCAACUACUCCACGGGCGACAGGGAGAAAGUGCUCGCCGUCGUUGGCGUCCACACGGAGGUCGGAUCCGCCGCCCGCCGGGCCGCGCUCCGCGCCACCUGGUUCCCGCCCAACCCCGAAGGCAUCGUAAGUUUGGAACAUGGCACUGGUUUAUCUUUUAGGUUUGUCAUUGGACAGCCAAAGGACAAAGAAAAAAUGGAAGAUCUUCGGAAGGAGGCGGAAUUAUAUCAUGACUUCUUGUUUAUUGAUGCCGAGGAGGAUACAAAGCCCCCACAGAGGAUGUUAGCAUUUUUCAAAGCAGCUUAUCACAUGUUUGACGCAGAAUUCUAUGUCAAAGCUGAUGAUGAUAUCUAUCUGCGCCCAGAUAGACUCGCUGCUCUUCUUGCAAAAGACAGACCUGAGCACCGGACUUACGUUGGUUGCAUGAAGAAGGGACCAGUUGUCAAUGAUCCAAAUAUGAAAUGGUACGAAAGUUCAUGGGAGUUGUUAGGUAACGAGUACUUCAUGCAUGCAUCUGGUUCACUAUAUGCUCUUUCUUCUGAGGUUGUUGGAGCUAUAUCUACUGCAACGAAUGAUAGCUUAAGGAUGUUUGAUUAUGAAGAUGUUACGAUUGGCGCAUGGAUGCUUGCCUUGAAUGUAAAGCAUGAGAACAACCAUGCAAUGUGUGAUUCUACAUGCACUCCUACCUCCAUUGCUGUAUGGGACCGUAAAAAAUGUUCAGGUUCUUGUAACAUAGCUGACAAAAUAAAGGAGCUUCACAACACCACUUUGUGCUCAAAAAGCCCAACAUUGCCGCCUGAGGUUGAGGAAGAAGAGUAGUAUCUUGUGCAUUUCUGGCCCUUAGAAGGGACCCUUACUACGGUGAUGCUGAAUGCUUGCCAGUUGGAACAUCGGAUUCUUCGUCAACAGCAUUUUUUUCAUACUACCGUUAGUGGCCUUCUCCGGCAGUGAUCUUCCUGCACUACCUUCUUGUCGCUGGCGAGUUCCUGGAGAAGCAUCGAUACCAUCACACGACACGUAGUAUUUGAGUGUAUACCCCUGAUCGAGCUACGUAAACAACAAACGACGAAUGUAGGUUCAGAUGAAGUGAUAUACUUUUCAGUAACUGAUGAGGGCAUUUCUCCCAUCCUGUUGGCUGUCCCGCCAAGGAGCGAAUUGCACUCAGACAUUCUUCGCUCAAUUCAUGUUCAUUGAUGUAUGUAUGUACACAAGCUUGUGAUUGUUGGUAGCACUUGGAUCUUUCUCUGCUUAUACCAUCCUGGCCCCCAUUUUAUGGUAGCUCAUGUUAGGUUUGGGAUGAAAAUGUUGCAGGCUUAUGCCUUUGUAUGUAUGUACUUUCGAGGCCCUGUGGUAUCCAACUGUUACGUGUCUACUUCAACAGUUGAACCACCUCCCGUCGUUGUGGUCAUCA